AUGGAUUUCUUUUCCAUGAAGAGGAAGAAGCUUCAAAGCCUGUGCAAGAAGCACGGUAUUCCUGCGAAUCUGAAAAAUAAAGAUAUGGCAGAAAAACUUUCUUUGAUUUACAAGGAAGAAAAAAAUGAGAAUCCUGGGUCACGCCGGUUACGAUCUGAUGUGGACAAAUCAAAUGUGGAAAUUAUAGUAUUGGACUCUGACAGUGAUUCUGAAGUUCAAAUGGAAGCUUUAGAUACUGUUGCUGAGAAGGAUUCUAAUGAGAAGACCAAUGUGAGCACUGAACAUUUAGUUGAUGCGGAACCCGAUCAAUCUCUAACCACUUCUCCUCGAAGUGAAGUCAAAUCUGAUCAUAAUAUUAUUCCUCCCUUGGAUGAUUCAGAUACUGUUGCUGAGAAGGAUUCUAAUGAGAAGACCAAUGUGAGCACUGAACAUUUAGUUGAUGCGGAACCCGAUCAAUCUCUAACCACUUCUCCUCGAAGUGAAGUCAAAUCUGAUCAUAAUAUUAUUCCUCCCUUGGAUGAUUCAGAUACUGUUGCUGAGAAGGAUUCUAAUGAGAAGACCAAUGUGAGCACUGAACAUUUACUUGAUGAGGAACCAAAUCAAUCUCUAACCACUUCUCCUCGAAGUGAAGUCAAAUCUGAUCAUAACAUUAUUCCUCACACGGAUGAUUCAGCAACACCAAGUGAUCUUAAUAUUCAUCACAUGGUUGAUUCAGAAGAGAUUGAGCAAGUUCAUCAACUUGAUGAUAAUAUUUAUGUUAUGGACGAAGCUGCUGCAAUGUGCCUUGAUGCAUCAACUGCUGUGAAGCAUACUGAUGAGGUCAAGUCCUAUGAUCUUAAUAAUAUCGUGUCACACCCGUUACGAUCGGAUGAAGACAAAUUGAAUUUGGAAAUUCCAGAAUUGGACUCUGACAAUGAUAUUGAUGUUCAAAUGGAAGCUUCAGAUACUGUUGCAGAGAAGGAUUGUAAUGAGAGAACCAAUGUGAGUGCUGAACAUUUACUUGAUGAGGAACCAAAUCAAUUUAUAACAACUUCUCCACCAAGUGAGGUCAAAUCCAGUGAUACUAAUAAUCUCCUGUCACGCCCAUUACGAACCGAUGAAGACAAAUUGAAUUUGGAAAUUACAGAAUUGGACUCUGAUGUUCAAAUGGAAGCUUCAGAUACUGUUGCUGAGAAGGAUUGUAAUGAGAAAACCAAUAUGAGUGCUGAACAUUUACUUCAUGAGGAACCAGAUCAACUUAUAACAACUUCUCCACUAAAAUUGGACUCUAACUGUGAUACUGAUAUUCAAAUGGAAGCUUCAGAUGAUGUUGCUGAGAAGAAUUCAAAUGAGAAGACCAAUGUGAGGGAAGGACAUUUACUUGAUAAGGAACUAGAUCAAUUUCUAACCACUUCUCCACUUAGUGAAGUCAAGUCCAGUGAUCUUAACGUUCAAAACACUGUUGAUUCGGGUAUUGCUGCUGCAAAUGCAGAUGCCUGUGAAGUGAAGCCUGCGACACCUAGAGAGCAUAAUGUUCAUGACAUGAUUGAUUCUGGCACUGCUGUUGGGAAUGAAGAUGCCUGUGAAGUGAAAUUGACAUCUGAAAGAAGUGGCAAUGUUGGAUCUUUUUAUGUGGAAGAAGACAUAAAUAUGAGGGCCAAUGUUUUAGAAGCAUUUGGCAACUAUACGAUGUUAGAAGAUCAGACAUCGAGUGAAAGUACUUAUGUUCAUGAAGAUACUGAUUAUCACUGUGUAAUAUCCCAAGCUGCUAAAACUUGCCAUGAUGCAUCACCGGGUGUAAAAAAUACUGAAGAUAACACCAAUGUGAGUGUUGAGAAUAUUCUAGAUGAGGUUCAUUUGUCUAGUUUAGAAAAUUCAAAUGGGACUCCAGCUCAGUUUCUGAAAACUAAUCCAUUAAGCGAAGUCGAGACUAGUGAUCUUGAUGCUGAUAAAAUGGUUGCUAGAGGCACUGAUACUAAAAGUGCAUAUACAAGUGGAGCAAAGUUUGAAUCGUCACUAAAUAUGAGUACAAGUCCAGCUUCAAAGGAAAUGGUUGGUUCAUCUACCAAGCUACUACCAAGAGAUACUGUAUUUUGUAAUAUGGAAGUAAGCAUGCAAAUUGGUGCUAAUAAGGAGCAAGUUGAUCCUAGCCAAGAGAAAAUGAUGGAGUUUUCUCCCAAGCUGUUUAAUAAUCCAGGCUCACCAACAAAUGGUGAUAUUGGAUUUUGUGGUUUGGAGGAAAACUUGGAGAUUGGUGUCAAUAAGGAGAACAUUGAUGCCAACGAAGAUGCUAUGCAUGCAGAACCUAGUGCGAUGGUCUUGAGCGACAAUGAGAAUCUUAUACAGGCUGUUUCAGAAGAACCUGGUAACAAUUUGAUGGAGGAUGAAGUUGCGAAUGUGGAUAAUAAAUUUGAUAUUGUUGAAGAUGUUCCUGGAUCUGUUAACCCAGGAUCAAAGAAAAAUGCUGAUUUGAACACCUAUGUGUCUGGUGGAGAUAUUCUAGAUGAGGUUCAUUCCUCUAGUUUUGAAGAUUCAGAUGUGACACCAGUUCAGUUUCUGACAACUGAUCCGUUAAAGGAAGCAGAGACAAGUGAUCUUGAUGUUCCUGGUAACAAUUUGAUGGAGGAUGAAGUUGCGAAUGUGGAUAAUAAAUUUGAUAUUGUUGAAGAUGUUCCUGGAUCUGUUAACCCAGGAUCAAAGAAAAAUGCUGAUUUGAACACCUAUGUGUCUGGUGGAGAUAUUCUAGAUGAGGUUCAUUCCUCUAGUUUUGAAGAUUCAGAUGUGACACCAGUUCAGUUUCUGACAACUGAUCCGUUAAAGGAAGCGGAGACAAGUGAUCUUGAUGUUCACACAAUGUUUGAAACAGCCACUGCUACUAAUGCAGAUACAAGUGGAGCAAAGUUUCGAUCGUCACAAAAAAUAAGUUUAAGUCCAACUUCAAAGGAAAUAGUUGGUUCAUCUACCAAGCUGCUAAAUAAUUCAGUAGCACCAAGAGAUGUUGUAUUUUGUAAUGCGGAAAAAAGCAUGCAAAUUGGUGCUAAUAAGGAGCAAGUUGAUCCUAGCCAAGAGAAAAUGAUGAGGUUUUCUCCCACGCUGUUUAAUAGUCCUGAGACACCAACAAAUGGUGGAAUUGGACUCUGUGGUUUGGAGGAAAACAUGGAGAUUGAUGUUAAUAAGGAGAACAUUGAUUCCAAUGAAGAUGUUAUGCAUGAAGAACCUAGUAUGUUGGUCAUGAGUGAUAAUGAGGAUCUUAUACAGGCUGUUUCAGAAGAACUUGGUAAUGAUUUGAUGGAGGGUGAAGUUGCGAACAUGGACGAUAAAUUUGAUCUUCUUGAAGAUGUUCAUGGAUCUGUUAACCCAGGUGGCACGAAUAGCACUCAUGCAUCAAACAUAAAAGCUGAUUUGAACACCUAUGUGACUGGUGGAGAUAUUCUAGAUGAGGUUCAUGCAUCUAGUUUUGAAGAUUCAGAUGGGACACCAGUUAAGUUUAGUGAUCUUGAUCUUCACAAAAUGUUUGAAACAGCUACUGCUACUAAAAAUCAAGAUAUAAGUGGAUUGAAGAUUGAAUCUUUGCCAAAGAUGAGUUUAUAUCCAACUCCAGAGAAAAUGAUUGGUUCAUCUAGGUUUGAAGAUUCAAAUGGGACACCAGUUCAGUUUCUUCCAACUGAUCCGUUAAGGGAAGCGGAGACUAGUGAUCUCUAUCUUCACAAAAUGUUUGAAACAGCUAGUGCUACUAAAAAUGCAGAUACAAGUGGAGUGAAGUUUGAAUCUUCAAGAAAAAUGAGUUUAACUCUUACUCCAGAGAAAAUGAUUGAUUCAUCUCCCAAGCUGCUUAAUAAUUCAGGGACACCAACAAAUUUUGGAUUUUGUGAUGUGGAUGAAAAUUUGCAGGUUGGUGCCAAUAAAGAGAACAUUGAUCAUAGUGAUAAAGUUCUGCAUGCAGAACCUAGUCUAGUGGUCAGGAGGGACGAUGAAGAGGUUGAUCUUAGUAUUUCUCAAAUGGCUGCUCAAGAAACUUGUGAAGAAGAGAUGCUUAAAUCAUCAGAAAAGACUUGUAUGGUUGCUGAUCCUGAGGAAUGCAUUGGAUUUUCCCUUAAUGACCUUGAAGCUUCAGCUGCUAAAGGCUCUGAGGCUGAAACAUAUUUUAAAUCAACUGCACUUGGCGAUGUUAUGGAAACUUGUAACAUGGAAGGAAGCAUGCAAACUAACAUGAUGGAGGGUGAAAACAGUCAGGAAGAAAAACAAGGUUAUUCAGCGAGCUGGAAAAAGAAAGGGAGUGAUGUGGAUGAUAAUAGUGGUGCAAUUUCAGAUAAGGAAGUGAAAGCAGAUGAGCUUGUUCCAGCUGUGCCGCAAUCUUGGGAAAUGGAAUCAUGCGAUUUUGGCCUUCAACAACUUUUUGCUCAAGACAUUGCUUUUGGAGAUGAAGAAUCAUCCAUGAUGCAUAAAAAUAUGGAGAUUUCCAUGAUCGAGGAAGAAAACAAUCGGGAAGAUUGUGUUUCAGCUCAGCGAGUAGUUAGCAAACUUUUUGACAACUCUGAUGUUCACGAUGAUAUUGGUCGAGUUGGGGGAGAAGAAGAAAAUCAAGCUCAUUCGGCAAGCCGGAAAAGGAAAUGUGAUGUCGAUGAGACUAGCGGUGCAAAUUCAGAUAGUGUAAUGGAGUCAUCCGAUUUCGGCCUUCAACAAGUUUUUGCUCAAGACACUGCUUCUGGUGAUGAAGAAUCAUCCAAGAUGCAUACAGAAAUGGAGAUAUUGGUCAUGUUGGAGGAUUGCAUCCAAGGUGCAUCCAAGAAUCAUCCAAUGAUUGAGGAAGAAAACAAUCAGGAGGAUUGCAUCUCAGUUCAGCAAGAAGAAGAAAUUCAAGCUUAUUCGGCAAACCUGAAAAGGAAAAGAAGUCAUGUGGAUGAUACUAGUAGUGCAAAUUCAAUUGAGAAAGUGAAAGCAGACGAGCUUGUUCUAGCCGUGCCUCAACCUAGCGAAAUGGAUUCAUGCAAUUUCAGCCUUCAACAACUUUUUGCUCAAGACACUGCAUCUGGAGAUCAAGAUGUUUGUCUAAAGAAGUUGGACUCACCAUCCAAAGCUACUCCAAUUGCAAGUGGAGAGAAAAACAUCAUUUUUACUCCUAAGUUCAAUGAAUCAUCUAUGAUGAAUAAAGAGAUGGAGAUUGCCAUGAUUGAAGAAGAAAACAAUCAAGAGGAUUGCAUUGCGGCUCAGCGGGAAGUUUGCAAGUUUUUAGACAACUCUGAUGUUCAUGAUGGUAUUGGUCUAGAUGGAGCCAAAGAUGAUCAAGUUUAUUGGGCGAGCCGGAAAAGGAAAAUGAGUGAUAUGGAUGAUACUAGUGGUGGAAAUUCAGACGAGGAAGUGAAAGCAGAUGAGCUUGUUCCAGCUGUGCCGCAAUAUAGUGAAAUGGAGUCGAGUGAUUUCGGCCUUCCACAACUUUUUGCUCAAGAUACUGCAUCUGGAGAUGAAGAUGCUUAUCAAAAGAAAUUGGACUCAUCAUCAAAGGGUACACCAACUGCAAGUGGAGAGAAAAGCAUCAUUUUUACUCCCAAGCUCCAAGAAUCAUCAAUGAUGCGUAAAAAGAUGAAGAUUGAAAUGAAUUUGUCUCAAAAACCUGCAACAAGAGAUAGUGUUGGUGCCUGUGAUAUGAAAGAGAACAUUAAAACUGACAAGAAUGAAGACAUUAGCUCGACGGUGUUAAGGAAUAAGUUUGCCAAGAGGCUACCUCUUCAAGAUCUUCACCAGAAUUGA
Molecule: messenger RNA, 5727 nt
Organism: Lathyrus sativus (Indian pea)
Lineage: Eukaryota; Viridiplantae; Streptophyta; Magnoliopsida; Fabales; Fabaceae
Source: the annotation of a GenBank genome assembly